AAUAAAACUAAAAUAUAUAUAGACUGCAUUUACCUGCGUCAUGUCAACUUCAACAAACGCUAUUUCUGCCUGGUUUAAGUCAAAGCAUAUUUCAGUUCCCAAUGACUGGGUUUCAGCAUGUUUGGAAUGGUUGCAAUCUGAGAAUUCGAACACUACUGAUCCUACGACAAUCAGGAAUUUAGUUUACGAGCAAUGGCUUUUGACUGAUUUGAGAGACUUUGGAGAAGGAUGCCUUCCUUCUGAAAUCACAAAUGAUGCUUAUACUUUAAAAGGGAUUUAUUGUGUCCAAAUUGACAAUGUAUUAGAUGUUUCACAGCCAAAAUACUCACAGUUAUUACAAAGACAAAAUAAAGAGAACUCUAAUAUGUUUGUGUGUGCGGAAACGCAAGCGACACAAAAGCCAUGGGAAGCAAAGCCUUCACGAAUGCUAAUGAUGAGCAUUACUGAUGGCGUACAGGAAAUAUCUGGUAUGGAAUAUACCCAAAUACCAAAAAUAAAUGAAAAAAUAACCCCUGGUACGAAAAUAACUAUACAAGGACCUGUUAUUUGUAGACGUGGAGUUAUGAUGUUGAAACAAAAUAAUAUUGAUAUAUUAGGAGGAGAAGUGGAAGAUAUGUUUCAAUCAUGUAACUAUGAAGCUAUGCUUUGUAGAGGAUUGAACAGGCCUAUUCCAACAAACCCUACUGCUCAAACUAACAUAUCGGAGGCAAACACGAGAAAUGAAACACCACAGAAUCGGACAAUUAAUGUUGCAAAUCCGGGACAAAGAAACCUUCUAGGCUCUGGAAAUCAAAGCCGAAAUCAGCCGAAUUCAAGAAAUGAAAAUGCUCGAAAUCGAACAAAUGUUGCAAAUUCCAACCAAAGUGGUCAUGGAAAUUAUAUUCAAAACAGAACAAUAAAUACAAAAACCAAUCAGCGAAGAGUUCUUGGUAGUUUUGAGAAUCAAGCCCAAUCUAGUUCAAGAGAUGUUGAUGUAGAUUUCGAUGAUGCUGAGUUGGAUCAAAUCAUGGCCGAUGCAGAUUUUGAUGAUUCUAUGGACGAUGCCGUACUUUCAAGCUUAGUUUCAACCCAUUUUGAAGAUACCGGAUCGUGCAAUCAAAAAGAUUGCGUGACGUCAUCGACUUCUACUAUCAAGAAUAUUGGUGGUAAAAAAUUUGAUAUUAUCACAAUUUCUGACGAUGAGGAGGGUAUUGAUGACUUACUAGCAGAUGCAGACUUGGAUAAGCAUUUGGUUAAUAAUACAAAUGAACAACAAGCUACAAAUUCAACCAACAUUGGCAUCAACAAUCCUAAAGUACCUAAGCUAUCAAAUUCUGCCAUAAUAAAGAAAGAGUCAAAAAUGCUAUAUCAGAAACAAGCGAUGCCGGGUUGCAGUUCACUUGAAAAACAAGCAAUAAAUUCAUCCAAUUUUGGCAGCAAAAAUACUGAAGUAAGUAAGUUAUCAAAUUCUGUCAUAAUAAAAAAAGAGUCUGAAACACUCCAUCAGAAACAAGCAAUGCCAGGUUCUAGUUUGUUUCAGAAACCAACUAAAUCUGAUCCAAAUUCAAUGCAGCGUGGUGCCUCAGGAAACUUUCCUCAGCCUAGUAAAACAAAUAUCUCAUAUAAGCAAGAAUAUAGGCCAUCACAGCACACAGAAUUCAUCUCGCCAAAAAAGUUAUCAACACAUACAAAUAGAGAUGAGGCCUCAGCAUUAUUAAUGUCAGAUGAUAAUAUGGAAAUAUUUGAUGAUGAUAUUCCUGUUUUAAACUCCAGAAAUGAGACAAAGUUAAAACCAAAGUCUCACCAUAUUCAAGCUUCAACUAUACCACAAGUGAAGCCAUCGUAUACAUUAAAUUCCGUCGUAAAAAAGGAUCCAGAGUGUCCAGAAACUAAUCAAAUGGAUUAUCUGUGUCAAGCGAAAGUGUUUUUAUCAAAAUAUCAAGGCCGAAAAGAAAUCAAUGUUCGUUCAAAAUGCAUCGUCGUAACUCUAUUAUCAAAGCUAAGAUCUGAUGCUUUUAUAGGCUGGGGAUUAAAAGCAAGAAUCUGUGAUGGGACGGACACAUUAGAUGCAGAAUUUUCAAACGAAGUUUUGAGAAAGUUAAUAGGAUUUACUGUCCCAGAGGCAGAGGCUGUGAAAGCGUCACAAAACACUCAACAACGAGAAAAACUCAAAGCUGGAAUGCAAAAUUGCAGAGCGACUAUAAUUUCUAUGUGUCAUUUUAUGAACAUUAAAAUUUUUAAGACUGCGACUUCUUCUACUGAAAGUUUUAUCACAAGCAUUGAGCUUUAACUAUUUAUCACGGUUCUAGUAAAGCGAGUUGGACAAAGGGGUUCGUUUAUUUUAUGAGAAUUUAUAUAGCAAACUCAUGUGCACUCACUCAAAAAUGAAGAACUUUUGCAUUACUACUGUGUUAUCUCUGCUUGGCGCCAAACCGAUGUGCGAUGGAAAAUAGAACUGUUUCUUAUUAAAAUUUAAAUUCAGAGCAAAGUCACUCGUACUCAGAAGUAAAAGACUCGUGUAUGAGCAAAUUUAUUUGCAAUCACUGAAAUAUAAAGAGUUCAGGAGAUAUUAUGCUAUUGUAUUACAUGCCAGUUGAUGUGGGACCUAAUACGAGGCGCAGUUCUUACCACUUCAUGGCAGCUCCUGCCACGAAAGUACAGCGAUGUCUCUUGCCAUGGGUUUAUUGUGCUAUUACCGGUAUAUUUACAAAGUCAUGUAUUCCGGUUUAUCAUGCGGAAUUAUAUCUACUUAAACCUAGACCUAACCCCAAACACAUCAAAACUGUUUUCAUAGGAAAAGCGUUUCAACUUACCCAAUAUUUAUCACCAUCAGGGGCAGCCCUGCUAUUACAGCCAACAUGCCUUGGUUACGGCAGCAAAAUUGGUGGUAUUCGAUUUGCUGCCGUCACGAGGGCAGCCUGCUAUUGGUUUGUGGAGACUAAAAAGUCAAGCGCCGUGAGUUUGGUCAUAGCGGCCAUGGUUUGGAAAUCCCGCCAUGGUUUUGCGGCAGCUCUAGACGCCACAAAAUACUUGAAACUGCACUUGCCUAAUACAGUGCAAGUCUAUAUGAAUCUGUUCAUAUUCAUCUAUUCCUAUAGGAAAAUUGAAAUAUAAGUAAAUUUCAACUUCUUGGGGAAAAACAUCAAAAUUUUGUUGUAUAUUGUGAAACACUCCUGCUAUAUGUCAUAAUAUAAACUCCAAAAUCGGCUCAAUUUUUUUUGUAUUUUCUAUUUUUCCAACAUUCUGUAUUUACAUUUUUAUGUGCUUGAUAAAACUGCCAUUUUAUCAUUGCCAAACCAACAGUAACAAGUUUAAUCUUAUCAAAUUUGUGAUCCUCUGUUUAAAUUCAUCUAUUUUCCUUUCAGA
This is a messenger RNA of Styela clava, 3345 nucleotides long. RefSeq lists its product as uncharacterized. Gene Ontology annotation, cellular component: nuclear body; RecQ family helicase-topoisomerase III complex. The record is from RefSeq and is a predicted model, not a curated record. Gene Ontology annotation, biological process: resolution of meiotic recombination intermediates; double-strand break repair via homologous recombination. NCBI's taxonomy places the organism in Eukaryota, Metazoa, Chordata, Ascidiacea, Stolidobranchia, Styelidae. Gene Ontology annotation, molecular function: nucleotide binding.